Messenger RNA from Varroa destructor (honeybee mite), 1690 nucleotides. RefSeq lists its product as uncharacterized. The record is from RefSeq and is a predicted model, not a curated record. Lineage: Eukaryota; Metazoa; Arthropoda; Arachnida; Mesostigmata; Varroidae.
GUUGUCAACUACGCUUUGACCGCAAACGUGCGAACCGUGCUUCACCUUGCAAUGCUUAUUAAAUGCAUCGAGCAAACGCACGCACACGGCUCACGUGGUCAGUGCUCGUCGCCCGCCCCCUUAUCGUGCUUUGCACGUCACGAAAACGCCUGAGCACAGUAUCACCAUGGCAUGUCCUAGGAUCUUGCCUAUAUUCAGUUCGAGUUGGAAAUCAACCUUAUAAGGACAAAUUGCGUUCGGUUACAUACAAAAACCUUAAUCGCUUGCCUUGUCCUACGAUUCGCUACCGUAAGGAUGGACAGCCAGGAAUAUAGCGGUGUGUCAGGCUCAUUUGAGUCCUACGCCUCAGGAAACAAUUAUAGCGAAUUUCAAGGGCCACUCGAUCACCUGCGUCCUGACCUUUUGUCAAAGAGUUAUCGAAAAAGGUGUAACGGACGGCGUUAUUCUUUAGCAAAUGACCAUGAUGCCCAUGAUAAGAGGCCGGCCAUCAUCGAGUCUUCCAAUGGGACAAAAAUGAUACACAACGGAUUCAAAAAAACCUGGAGACUCAUUAAUCCAAUGGAGGUUACGGUACUUGGCCUUAUCCGACGCAACGUCAAUACAGUCCACGAUAUGGUAGUGGUCACGUGUGCGGAAAUCGACGACGACGGCGUGCUCCACCUGGCCAAUUUUCUUGGCGAGGAAAUUCCCAAAAAUCAACUCCGCGAAUCUUUGAAACCUCUUGCGGUUCAGCAGGUCAACGAAGGACAGCUUGUCUGCAUUCGAGGCGAACGUGGAGUGCUUGCCUGCGUGGUGACCUCUAUAUCUAGCCCAAGAGGCAAUCGACAUCAAGAUCGCUACGAACUGCAAGUGCUUAACCGGGGGUGCGAUGGACAAAUUGUAGCAGGUACUGUUACAAUGAAACGUCGCGAAGUAUACGAGAUGCCAGGACUAUUUUUGGUCCGUCCGUUGAAUCCGAUUGAAACAGUUCCUGCGCCACUUGAGGCUGCUCGCUUCGUCCAUGACAUGACUGUCUUAACUUUAGCGCAAACAUAUUUCUUUACCAUCCUAUUUCAAGGGGGAGAAAAGCUUACGAACCAUCCAGGACAGGCUGCAAGUACGUCAGGCAAAUCGCCUAACGGCAGACCUGAGAUUAAAGUCUCGCACCAAUUGUUGCUGGUAGACACACCGAUGUUCGGUUUUCUCAUCCCGCUCAGCGGACUUACACCUGACCGGGUCGCCAAAUGCAACCGCUACUUAAACUAAUUAGUCGUAUGGAUAACGUGCGACUUUAAACAUUUGCCAUAAGGAAUAGUGGGAAGCUCUGCUGCCGGCUCAAAACUAUUCACGUUCUUUCUAUUAGAUUUUAUCAAUAACAUCAUUAUAAUCCUUUACUUUUACGAAAAUAUUUGGCGAUCAGGACGGACGAGUGUAUGGGACAGGUGACACCUCAUGAAGGGUUCCGUGAUCUGAAAUAGCUUGACAAUGGAUAUCAUCGUACAUGACAAGGAUACCUGUCAUGAGUUUUUAAACAACUCCAUUAGGCUCAUUAUGCUGAUGUAUUGGAAGAAUUAUACAUUACGCUGUAAUAGGUCAAUAAGUAAAAGGUUAAAAAACUAAUUGUAAAUUUAGAUAGAAUGAGCCAGUUAAAAAAAUAUGUUAUUUAAAAGAAAAAAAAUCCAUUAAUAAAGUCAGUCAGUUAUACACGCCU